Messenger RNA from Phyllostomus discolor (pale spear-nosed bat), 2557 nucleotides. It is a transcript of the gene BECN1, whose product is annotated as beclin 1. The coding region runs from base 296 to 1915 and encodes 539 amino acids. The transcript has 13 exons. The record is from RefSeq and is a predicted model, not a curated record. Gene Ontology annotation, cellular component: phosphatidylinositol 3-kinase complex, class III, type II; phagophore assembly site; phosphatidylinositol 3-kinase complex, class III, type I. Lineage: Eukaryota; Metazoa; Chordata; Mammalia; Chiroptera; Phyllostomidae. Gene Ontology annotation, biological process: late endosome to vacuole transport; autophagy; cellular response to nitrogen starvation.
CUUGGCGGGAGCCGCUGCCGCUUAGAGGACCGGACUGACCACGGCGUCGCGCUCCAGUGACGUCAGUCCGAGGAAGCUGGCGGUCCUCGCUGGCUUCGGGAGUCUAGUCUGCGAUUCUCGCUGCCUCCUCCCGUGGGCCGAAGCUCUGGCGCUGUGCUACAGCCAAACAGAAGACAAGGUCUAUAGGACCAGGACUCCCCACCGGUCUCCACCACUUAUUCUCAUACACAUUCAGAUCUCAGAUCAACUGCCCGAUGGAAAAAUUGACGCCCAGAGCGGGGUUCCCUGAAGUAAAAUGGCCCAUCGACUGACCAGGGAGCAGCGAGUGAGAGCAGUAAAGCUGUACUAUCAAAACCAGUGCAACGGCGCAGCAACCGCUCGGUUGUUACGUGAAGAAUUUGGCAUCCGGCUCGUACAGAGUCGUAACAUCACGAGUCUGAUCAGGAAGUUUGAGGCAACCGGCAGUGUGCAUGAUGCCAAAAGGUCAGGAAGACGCGUUUCAGCGACGACGGAAGAAAAGGCUGCCGAGUUACGGGCAUCGUUGUUACGAAGCCCUCAAAAAUCCAGAAUGGAGGGAUCUAAGACGUCCAGCAACACCAUGCAGGUGAGCUUCGUGUGCCAGCGCUGCAGCCAGCCCCUAAAACUGGACACGAGCUUCAAGAUCCUGGACCGUGUCACCAUCCAGGAGCUCACAGCACCGUUACUUGCCACAGCCCAGGUGAAAUCAGGAGAGACCCAGGAGGAAGAGGCUAACUCGGGAGAGGAGCCAUUUAUUGAAACUCGCCAGGAUGGUGUCUCUCGCAGAUUCAUCCCCCCAGCCAGGAUGAUGUCUACAGAAAGUGCCAACAGCUUCACUCUGAUCGGGGAGGCAUCCGAUGGGGGAACCAUGGAGAACCUCAGCCGAAGACUGAAGGUCACUGGGGACCUUUUUGACAUCAUGUCAGGCCAGACAGAUGUGGAUCACCCGCUGUGUGAGGAAUGCACAGACACCCUUUUAGACCAGCUGGACACUCAGCUCAAUGUCACGGAAAAUGAGUGUCAGAACUACAAGCGCUGUCUGGAGAUCUUGGAGCAAAUGAAGGAGGAUGACAGUGAACAGCUGCAGAUGGAACUGAAGGAGCUGGCAUUAGAGGAGGAGAGGCUCAUUCAGGAGCUGGAAGACGUGGAAAAGAACCGUAAGAUAGUGGCAGAAGAUCUCGAGGAGGUCCAGGCCGAGGCCGAGAGACUGGAUCAGGAGGAGGCCCAGUAUCAGAGAGAAUACAGUGAGUUUAAACGACAGCAGCUGGAACUGGAUGAUGAGCUGAAGAGCGUAGAAAACCAGAUGCGCUACGCCCAGAUGCAGCUGGACAAGCUGAAGAAAACCAACGUCUUUAACGCCACCUUCCACAUUUGGCACAGUGGGCAGUUCGGCACGAUCAAUAACUUCAGACUGGGUCGCUUGCCCAGCGUUCCUGUGGAGUGGAAUGAGAUCAACGCUGCCUGGGGCCAGACGGUGUUGCUGCUCCAUGCCCUGGCCAAUAAGAUGGGGCUGAAAUUUCAGAGGUAUCGACUCGUUCCCUAUGGCAACCACUCGUACCUGGAGUCUCUGACCGACAAGUCUAAGGAGCUGCCGUUGUACUGUUCCGGGGGGUUGCGGUUUUUCUGGGACAACAAGUUUGACCACGCGAUGGUGGCGUUCCUGGACUGCGUGCAGCAGUUCAAAGAAGAGGUGGAGAAAGGCGAGACGCGUUUUUGUCUUCCCUACAGGAUGGAUGUGGAAAAGGGCAAGAUCGAAGACACGGGAGGCAGCGGCGGCUCCUAUUCCAUCAAAACCCAGUUUAACUCCGAGGAACAGUGGACAAAAGCUCUCAAGUUCAUGCUGACGAAUCUUAAGUGGGGUCUGGCUUGGGUGUCCUCACAGUUUUAUAAUAAAUGACUUUCUUUUUUCCUGAGGGGGAUGUUUGCCUUAAAGGCUUUAAAUUUUGUUUUGUUUAGAAAAUGUUUUUAAAUUAAAUUCGGGUACUGUUAAACAGCACAUGUUUACAAUACCAAAAAAAGAAAAAAAAAAUCUUCGUAAGCCACUUUACAAUAAUACCACGUGACAGAGAGUUUCCAGAGCCGGACACGCCACACUCAGCCCCCAGCCUCUGCUGCAGUUUGGGCUCUUAACCCCAGGCCUCUCUUUCCCUGUCUCCCCUUAAAACAACUAAUUUAAGUUUGCUUGUUUUUUUUUUAACUGAGUUGAAUUGAGAUUGAUGUGUUUUUCAGUGGAUUUGAUCUCUCUCAACUUCCUGCACUUAAACAACAUUAAAUAGGAACUUUUGUCUCCACUGAGACGACGGGACGUGCGAGACGCACGGUUGGAUAACGUGAGAAAAGGACAUAGAAGCUUUGGUCGCCACGUGAUACGGUCAGGAGCCUGAAACCCAACACGUCUCCCUCGGUGCUGGUGCCGAGUGCCUGCUCCGCUCCGCGCUGGCGGUAUGCAAUGGUGUCUGAUCCCGUUCGGGCCGUUGUGGACAGAUUUAAUUAUUUGUAAUAAAAGAUUUGCCGCAGUCUGAUAACUGCCCGAGGCGCA